UAGCCACAGUCUUCGGUAAGACCCCUCCACCUACAAGUUGCAAGAUUUAUAUGUUCAUGAAUUGCAAUUUCAACAGCAACCUUUUGGAGAACGAAGCUGGAAGGAUAAGUUUUCCAUGGGCCAGGCCAUGCGAUGGAUGCCAUGCAGCACCAAGCACAGUAUACUGCUGUGCUGAUGCUGCAUAUCUCUGUGCAUCUUGUGACACACAGGUUCAUUCUGCUAACCGUGUGGCAUCACGCCAUGAGCGUGUGCGUGUCUGCGAAACCUGUGAGAGUGCACCAGCAGUGCUGGCAUGCCAUGCAGAUGCAGCAGCACUAUGUACCGCCUGUGAUGCACAGGUGCACUCUGCCAACCCAAUUGCUCAGAGGCACCAACGAGUGCCUGUGCUGCCACUCCCAGCUGUUGCCAUUCCAGCUGCCUCUGGCUUCGCGGAGGCAGAAGCUUCUGUCACUGCCCAUGGCGAUAAGGAAGAGGGAGAGGAAGUGGACUCUUGGCUCCUCAGAAGAAAUUCUGAUGACAACAAUUGUGCCAACAAGAUAGAUCGAUACUACAACCUUGUCGGAUACAAUAUGUAUUACGACAACAUCACUUGUGACCCAAGACCAGAAGAACAAUACAGAAUGCAAGAACAGCAUGUGCAGAACAGGUACAUCGAGAAGGAAGGGUGUGAGUGUGUAGUACCUCCACAAGUCGUCAUGGCAAGUGAGCAGCAAGAGAGCGAUUAUGGAACUAUAGGAGCAGGGCAGGCUGCCUCCGUUACCGCUAUGACCAGUACCUACACAGCUUCCAUCAGCAAUGACAUAUCUUUCUCAUCAAUGGAGGUGGGUAUAGUACCGGACAACUCCAGACCAGAUAUCUCAAACAGCAACAUCCUGACUAGCAGUGAAGCCAUGGAGCUCUCAGGCCAUUCACUUCAGAUGCCAGUGCACUUCAGCUCCAUGGACAGAGAGGCCAGGGUCCUCAGGUACAAGGAGAAGAAGCAGACGAGGAAGUUUCAGAAAACCAUAAGGUAUGCAACAAGGAAAGCAUAUGCAGAAGCACGACCACGGAUCAAGGGUCGAUUCGCUAAAAGAUCAGAUAUAGAGCAUGAGGAAGACCACAUGCUGUCACCACCAGCCCUACCAGAUACUAGUAGUUAUAAUACUGUUCCAUGGUUCUGACGUAAUGAGAUAACAAAAAAUGUGUUGACAGACACAUGGAAUGAUGGACACUGUAAUCAUAUGGUUCAGUGCAUUGUGCAAGUGUCCAAAAUCUCUUGUAAAUCAUUUAAGUAUGCUCUGAGACCAUAUGAAGACAAAUCAGUGUGUGGUCCAACGUAAAUGUGAAGUGUGACAUAAGAGAAAACAUGUAACAACAAUUCCAGUAUUUCACGCGAUUAUCAAGAAUAGCAACAAAGGUUGAGACUUCUACUGUUAAUAGCAUUUUUACAUGUCAAGAUGAACAACUCUGCUUUACCUUGGGUAAACAUGGAGCAUAGUAGUUACUAAUAACAUAACAUAUUUUGAACCACAUAGGUCCAAUAUCAGUGAUCUGCGAGGACAUUAAAUAAGAAACAUCAUGGCCUAACAUUAACAGACAUACAUAACAAUAAACCAUGGUUAUGCACUUCUGGGAGAAUAAUUACUACUAUGGGCUAAUGAUAUGUGCAGGUUCACACACAAUUUCGAUAACGGUUUACGACAUCAGUUUUGAAACAUGCAAAGGCACCAGAAUGAGAUUUCUUGGCUAGUGCAGUAUGGAUUAUUAAAUCCUUCUCUGAGAAAGGGGCGUAGUUGCACUACACUCCCUUGCUAUGUCAAGUAAAAGUGAUCAUGAAUU
Messenger RNA from Aegilops tauschii subsp. strangulata, 1818 nucleotides. RefSeq names its product zinc finger protein HD1. The record is from RefSeq and is a predicted model, not a curated record. Gene Ontology annotation, biological process: regulation of flower development. Gene Ontology annotation, molecular function: DNA-binding transcription factor activity; protein binding; zinc ion binding. Gene Ontology annotation, cellular component: nucleus. NCBI's taxonomy places the organism in Eukaryota, Viridiplantae, Streptophyta, Magnoliopsida, Poales, Poaceae.